Messenger RNA from Rotaria socialis, 1518 nucleotides. The record is from the annotation of a GenBank genome assembly. Lineage: Eukaryota; Metazoa; Rotifera; Eurotatoria; Philodinida; Philodinidae.
AUGAAUCCUGAUGUCGAAGUGAUUAUAGGAACUUGCCAUAUGAUCGGCGAGAUAGGUGAAAAGGCUGCAAGGAGCAAAGAUUUAAUGAAUAAAUUGAUAGAAGUACUAGCUCAUAAUAGACACGAGGUGAUCAGACGAAAAGUUUGUGAAUUGAUUGGUAAGAUUGGUAAAAAAGCAGCAUCUAACACAAGACUGAUGAUUUCUAUUAGCAAAGUAAUUGGCGACCAGCACGAGUCCGACGAUGUUAAAAUAGCGGCCUGUUAUGCCCUUGGUGAGGUAGGUGGAAAACUAGCUAACAAUGAAGAUGUUAUGGACGAUUUAAUAAAAGCACUUAGCAACGACAAUUGCCUCGUCGUAUACAAUGCUUAUGAAGCCAUCAAAAAGAUAGGUGAUGAAGCAGUAUCGAAUGAACAGAUCAUCUCUGAACUAAGGGAAGCACUCAAAGAUACGAAUGAGGCAGUUAGAAGAAAAGCGUGUGAAGAUAUUUGCAGUGUAGCUGAUGAAGCAGGAUCCGAUAAACAUAUCAUGGCUGGAUUGGGAAGAGCACUCAGUGAUGAAAGCAAAGAAUUAAUAAUCGCAGCUUGUAGAGCUCUAUUAUCCAUAGGCGAAAGAGCAGCAGACAAUAAUAAAGUCAUGGAUGGAUUAGCAAAAGCACUCUUACAUAAUGAUGUUGAUAUAAUAACAGAGGCCUGCAAAGCCCUUGCUACGAUAGGUAGAAAAGCAACAUCCAAUGUAAAUAUCAUGAAAGGGCUCAGCGAAGUACUCCAGAACAACCAUGAUAAUGUCAAACUAGCAGCUUGUGAAACUAUCUGCAAGCUAGGUGAAAAUGUAGCAAGGAAUACUCAAGUAAUGAACGAAUUGUCCAAAAUACUUAUCGAUGAGAACUUCGAGCUAAGAAAGAUGGCUUGUGAAGCGCUUGGUAAAAUUGGACAAAAUGAGGAAUUGAAUGAGGAAGUCAUUCAGAAGUUGGUGAUGGCAAUUAAUGAUGAAAACAGCCAGGUUAAAAGCAGAGCUCGUGAAACUUUCAAUAAGAUUGGUGAGAAAAAGUCGAAUAUAAUGUUUCAGGCCUUGGUGAAAUUUGAGAUGUCUAUGGAAGGUAGAGAUGGCAGUCGCUAUAGUGCCCAUGUCUUCGACAGGAUAGUAUAUCGCGUUGAUAAUAUAGAAUUAUGGGAUGCAAACUUCGUGCAGCAGGUUAAAUCAUAUAUCAAAAAUAAUAGUGCCGUUCAUUGUCAAGGUUUUACCGUCAGUGAAUUCGUGAAGCGUUAUCUCGAUUCCGGACAGGUUUACUGGCUUGAGUUGAUAAUAUAUCUCACUCUACUGCAAGGUAUCGCAAUAGCUUUCGAUGGUGAAGACAAGAUCAUUUUUGGAGAUGGUCGGCAAUUAAAUUUUCCACCAGAAAAAGUGCUGUUGGAUCGAAACAAGAAUUUGAAAACUGCAUUCGAGAAUCAUAUGAAGAUGUUAAAGAACAAGACAAAUUCACCAAAAAAAACUCAUUCGUCUUUAUGUGUUGUUUUGUAG